Messenger RNA from Chrysemys picta bellii (western painted turtle), 4921 nucleotides. It is a transcript of the gene HMX2, whose product is annotated as H6 family homeobox 2. Gene Ontology annotation, biological process: regulation of transcription by RNA polymerase II. The record is from RefSeq and is a predicted model, not a curated record. Gene Ontology annotation, cellular component: nucleus. NCBI's taxonomy places the organism in Eukaryota, Metazoa, Chordata, Testudines, Emydidae. Gene Ontology annotation, molecular function: DNA-binding transcription factor activity, RNA polymerase II-specific; RNA polymerase II transcription regulatory region sequence-specific DNA binding.
AUUCUGCCCCAGUUUAAGUCAGUGAGCCACACUCUGGCUGUUCUCAAUGAAAGAGGGAUCAGACCCUAUAGACUUCAUGGAGUUUUCCUCCUCUUUCGGUGCUGGGCUUUACAGAUUCAUUGUGUUCCCCUUCUCCAACCCACCGUCUGCUUUCAUCUCUGUCUGCUCCAACCCUCCGCUACUUUCUCUGCUAGAGCGGAGAAAAAGGAAACCGUUUGAACAGGAUGUAUGUAACGAUUCUUUCUCACAACACGCUCCCGGUACGACUUGAGAUUUCAGAAGUAACAAUUUUCUCUGUACCGACACGCGUUCUUUCCCUUUCCGUCGACACCCCGGUUUUAGAACCGAGUGACUUGGGGGCUUGGGAUCUUGGCAAGCGGGGCUAAUCCGAAACCAACAGCCAAUUUGCCCACCUUUGUAGGACGACAGGCUGGCGAGUGUGUUAGGUAACUUCAGGGAAAGUUGUCAUUUCUCUCUAGGUAGAGUUUGGCCGGGCUGUGGUGGUACCUGGGAUGCAGAGCUGAAUGAAGGCCGAUUUCUUAAAUUGUAUUUCAGUGAGGGGUCUUUCCGGGUUAAUGAGCUGACAUCAUGAUUAAAGCUGACCAUUUGUAAUGUGUCUCGACCCCGUUGAAAAGCACGGAAAAGGUUAAUGUGGUAAAGCAGGAGAGCACCUGCCCCUCGCAGGGAGAGGAGUUGGAACACUUUUCCUAAUCAAUUAGUCCAUUAAUGAGUCUAUCAAGUAGUUAAGUAGUUAAAGAUUAUGCAGCUGGUCUGGGUAACAGUCGUCAUCUCGCUAUACCUAAUUAUAUUAUAAGUACCUUAUUCAAUAUACCAGACAUAAUACGGUGACUUGGAGUUAAUGAAAAUGUCAUUUUAAAACGUCUUGACAUUUGUCUAUAUUGAUUUGUAUAUUUCCAUCUCAUUCACUCGCCCCCACCCCGCGCCCGGAUUUGGUUUUUUAUUUUUGGAGGGGGGUGAACAUACAUAUUAUUAAAAGAAUCAACAGAUUGAAGCGGGGGGGUCCCCAGUAUAUGUGACCAGAGGAAAGAGAAACCCAUUUCCUCCUCUCACCUGAGCCCUUUUUGAUGGGAUCCAUUUUGCUUGAAGGCGGGAGACACGGAUCUCUUUGCAACCUGAUUCCUAGGGACAGUGUAAGAUUGGGUUGAAAAAAUGUUGUGAGCCCAUCCACAAGCCAAUAAGUAUAUCGGAAAAUGUAUGUAACCUAACGAACAGGGACUUCUAGUUGGAGAAUAGUUAUCCACGCAUUUCUCUUAGCAGAAUAGCUUCCAAGUUGGACGCGGAGAUUUCAGUGUGAUUUUCCCAGACCUGUUUAUGACUGUUGUGCUUCCGUGUCAGAUGCAAUUCAGUAGCUAAAUAAGACUUGGAAAUUCGCCUGAUCAUAUUGCUUUCAAAGGUUUCAUAUGCCAACGGUGACAUGGUGCUAUCCAAAUCAAGUGAGAAUAUGAUCUUCGGAUAAUAUAUUGCAGCACUGACUACAUAUACCAUGUUCACUGCGGGAUAGCACCGUUAAAUAGGAAGUUCGGGGAAAACAGGAAUUAAUGCAGAGGUUCUCCUGUUAGAGGGCCCGGGCCACAACAUUUAGCUUUGAACUUUAGGAAAAACCCCAGCUCCCUUUGAAAUAUCUAUAGAAGGUAAAGGAAAAGAAGUUAUAACAUGCAGCCUUCCCUGCUCUGUACCUGUACUGUGCAUUUGUGUAAAUCCUGAAGUAGUGGCUUUAAUUAAACCAACACUGAAUUGAGCUUUCAAAUCUCUGCCGAUUUGCCACUAGUACAGGUUACAUCCUUCUUCAUUUCUGCCAACUAGAACGCACGUUAUGUACCAUUUUACAAUAAGUAACCCCCCAUCCUAAUGCAAUUGUAACGGGAUUAGGGAGCGGGAUGGUUGCAAUCCUUAAUGAUCAUGUUAUCAUUGUACUCCUCUGGAGGAAAUGAUUUUAAGACUUUGAAAGAGAGAGUUUUCCUUUCCAAUUUCGUGUCUUGGAUGAAGGAUGUACCACCCCAGAGGAAGUGAAACGAGUGCCAAUGUAGUUACAAUGAUCGCAAUGAAUUUUGUAAAUCCCAAUAGAAAUGCCAUCUGAACAGGAUUUAAAUAUAGAUAUAGGUAUCCGGCUGCACCACAAAGACUUAUUACAUCCCACGGGGAAGGUUAGGGAUGUACCUGCAUCGUUUUGGGGAUAGGAAAUGCGUUUCGUAGGUUGGAUUGCAUCCUACCAUUGAUACCUUUACUAAAUGUUCCUUGCCUAGGCUUCUUGGCGCCAGGCAACUCAAAUCCAUUUAGUCUUUUCAUCUCUCCCGCAAUCUCCCAGCCGUGUACAAGCGGCAAAUCUGGCUCUCCCGGAAAGGAGUCAGAUCUUUGUGAGCCUGAUACAACUCGUGAGCCGUUUGACUGGCUCGAUGUUUUAAAGACAAGCAGUUAAACUUGGGAUGGGGGUUCAUUCCUGCACGGGGGCCACUUCGAUCUUUCGGUGGAUGUUGUUAGACGUUAGUCGGGGGCCUACUGAAAACAGCCAAUAAUUAAUUAGGAGUCGGACGUUGAUGGGGAGUUACUCAGCAGACACUUCUUGUUUAGAUUACCCCUUCUUUAGGUCGGAUAUAGAGGAUAUUAGUUACAAAAUGGAAGCCGGUGCCUUAAUCAAACCAAAUUCUCCUCUAGCACCUGGAAUUUUCUAGAUCUAAUUUGCUUGCGUUUUUAUAUUAAAUAAUGGUAAUAAAUAAAACAAAUCUGCUCCCAGGUUUGCCUGUUUUCGCUGGGGCUGUGCUCUCUCUGGUGUAGGAAUGCUCCCUGGCUCCUGAAAAGUUCAUUUGGAAAUAUACAAAAGCAUUUCCCCUUUACACUGGGAAAGACAAAAGGAAAAGGGAGUCAUUUACUCGACCUCCUUUACCAUGUUAUAUGUAGCAUCAAAACUCCUGUCUUUAAAUCUUGAUGCUCAAAUGUUGCUUGUUAGGCAGCAGACUCUAGCAAAUCAGUUUCAUGAGCAAAAGGGUGAAAACCCACGGAAAUGCACAAUGUGUUUAUUUAAACAACAUCCCACUGUUUUAAAGAAGAGAUUCAGACCACAUCAGUUCCCCCCCCCAGUUCCACCUAAAAGGUUGCAAACGAGGUGGUGGAGAAGGAAAAGACACUUAGACGCUUGUUUGGCAUCUAUUUUAUCCCUAUUAGCGUCCGGCUUUAAACUGAGUCCUCCACUUGUCAGUUUAAUGAGCGGCUGCGAUCCAGUUCUGUUGGCUUCAGCCAGCAGCCCCCCGAAAACCAGCGGGCUUGCGGGGGGCUAGAAUUUUGAAACUUUCCGGGGCUGCCAGCAGUCUGUGAUUGGCCCUGGCAGAUGUAACCUCCAUGCAAAUGAAGCCACGCCACCCCGCCGCCUGGAGAUCAGUAGAGAUCUGAGAGAGAAAGGAGCAUGCAUUCAGGCUGGGCAAGCUCAGGGAAAACCUGCAAAGACACGCCAAAAACACACCCCAAAACACAACCAAAACAAGCCCAGACAAGCCCCCCCCAGCCGCCCCCGACCCUCAGGCACACGCAUUCACACACACCUUCCCCCAGAGUGGCUCUAAAGGGAGAGCUUUCUUCCUCUUAUUUCUUAUGAACCCAGGAUGAGCAACAAAGAAGACCCGAGCAAGUGUUGCCCCGCAGCCGCUCCGAUCUCCAGUUUUACCAUCCAGUCCAUCCUGGGCAGCGGUACCUCGGAAGGGGGCAGGGAGCCCAGUUCCAAGGCAGCGGCCGCCUGGCCGAGCAGGAAGCGAAGUCUGUCGGUGUCCUCAGAGGAAGAGGAGCCGGAGGAGAGCUGGAAACAUCACGGCUGCUUCUGUCCUGAGUCGCAGGGCCCCAAAGAAACUUGCCACAAACACCAGCCCAUCAGUUUCACGUGUCUCAGCAAUCCAAAGGGAAAUGGAGGAGCAAUGACGGUAAAUACGGACAGGACGCAGUUCCUCUCCCAAUCCCAACAGGACUUGAAGGAGGAAAAAGAGAAACACUUCCCUCCAAACUCCCCGUCUUCUGGGGACAGACAAAGGGACGGAGGGGACAGACAGGCUAAUUCAGCCAAAAAGAAGACCCGCACUGUUUUCUCCCGGAGCCAGGUGUACCAGUUGGAAUCUACCUUUGACAUGAAGAGGUACCUGAGCAGCUCGGAGAGGGCCUGCUUGGCCUCCAGUUUGCAGCUGACGGAGACCCAGGUGAAAACCUGGUUCCAGAACCGCAGGAACAAAUGGAAAAGGCAACUCUCGGCAGAACUGGAGGCGGCCAAUAUGGCUCAUGCCUCAGCCCAGACACUAGUGGGGAUGCCCCUGGUUUUCAGAGACAAUUCCCUUCUGAGAGUGCCGGUACCCAGGUCUAUCGCCUUCCCAGCCCCUUUAUACUACCCAGGCAGCAACUUGUCAGCCUUACCUCUCUAUAAUCUCUACAACAAGAUCGACUACUGACUCUGAAAGCCGAUGGCACUGUCUCCUUCUCUGUAUAGCUCUCCGCUAGCCGCGAUGACCUUUCAUAGAUUUCACCCGUCUGUAUCAACAGGAAAACAAAUGUGCUUCUUGCAAUGUUAAGAAAUACACCAUGUGUAUUCAUUAUUUUUAUUUAUUGGAGCUUCUCGAUUUGUUUGUUUAUGUUCUAGGCUGGCAUAGUGUUUUUAUGUACGAUCGCCAUGCAUUAUCCCACCAGCCAUAACUGACUUUCUGAGCUUCACGGGACUUUCAAAACAAAUUGCAAUCGUCUCUCUAUCUACAUGUGCAGGUAGGAAAAGGCCCAGGGCGCUUGGUUAUUUGUCUCUGCAAUUGUAUAGGCCAAUUUCAACCCCCCCGCCGCCCCCACUCUUUUCCUGAAUAUUAUUCUAUCACUUGAAAAUAAAAUUUAAAAAACAUAUUUCAAAUCUGUAAAUAUUUUUAAAGAAAAUAAAACAUUUUAA